Fusarium sp. VM40 is the source of this 1512-nucleotide messenger RNA. NCBI's taxonomy places the organism in Eukaryota, Fungi, Ascomycota, Sordariomycetes, Hypocreales, Nectriaceae. The record is from the annotation of a GenBank genome assembly.
AUGGACUCACCGAGCAUUUCGCAGGGCGACGACAAGAAUCCUCCCGUGAGCGAGCAAGAGCGAAAGAAGCUCCGCAAUCGGCUAUCCCAGCGUGCCUUUCGGCGCAGACAGGCAGAAUGUAUCAGGGAGUUGCGGAAUAGGGUGAAUGCGGAUCAGAGGCCCGACAGUGAGCGCGUGGAGGCGCUGCAGAAGGAGAACCAGAUGCUGAGGAAGCAGCUGAUUGAAGUCCAGACCAAGAUGUCGAGAAUGUUGGCUUCGGUUCAGUUGUUGAGUGAUUCUGUCGCUAAAACAUUGGAUAAUACGGCGGCUGGUGAGGAUUCGGAUGACAGAGAUGGUGACGCUGAGGAUAUGCGGCUGGGUGAUGAUCCUGGUAGAAAGCAGGACCAACAGCUGCAUGUUUCAGAUUCCUCGCUAACAUCUCUGGACUUGGAAUCUUUUGACCCCUCCAUGCUGGACUUUGAUGCUCCUUUUGCGCCAGCCAAUAUCGCAGCACCAGGGUCUGGUAGCGGUCUUACGUCGGAAGUUGUCAACGUCGCUGGCACAAACCCUUUCUACUCUCAGAUACCAAAUAUCUGGAGCCAUGAGUACCAGAUGGGCAUGCAGCCGUAUCUCAAUGCCAUUAACGCAACGGAGGAGUCUAGCCUGGUUCUGGGAAAGGAUUAUUCAUUCACAAAUUCGCCCUUCUCGGAUCAUAUUCAGCUACUCCAGAGGAUGCUUAAGAACAAGCUUAACACUCUUGGGUUCGUUCCCAAUGCUCACAAUCCGGUGCAGAGCGUUUAUCAGCCGGUGCUCAUGGUCCUUUCCAUGUUCAACAGCAUGACUCGGCCAGACGUAAUGGCAUGGUACGCCAAGACUCGCUUCUACCAUAUCAUCGAACUCACCGCCUGGCAACUCUACCCUUCUGCAGCGACCUUUAAUAGACUGCAUCCCCGGUACCGGCCCACCAAAGCGCAGUUGGAAAAUGCCCACCCUGGUAUAAUCGACUGGAUCCCGUUCCCAUCGAUUCGAGACAGGUUGAUACAGCUCCAUUCCGCGAACCCACACAUCGACCAAAUCUUCUGCGAUGCUGUCACAGGUUACGUGGUGGAAGCUCUCAUGUCGGACCUCAUCCUCGGAGCCCCACAAAUCACCGUCUACGUCCGGGUCACCGAUCUCAUCAAUACCAUGGCGUCCGGCACGUCUGAAAACGAAAGUACAAUUGCCGUUCUACCUGCACCGGACAUCACGACUUUAUUCUCGUCGCCUGCGUUUGCACGCGCAGCCUUUGGCAAAUUGAACAUGGACAAGGGAGCGGGUUACUACAAGAUCGACCCCGCAUUCUUCGAGAAGUAUCCUGAACUCUGGGACCAGGUCAGCGACCUCACAGCGACGGGCAUGCCGCUCAAGCCGAAGUAUCAGAAGAUUCUUACCUAUCCGAAACCGCUGGAUCCCUCGACUGUCGACACGUAUCGGAGCUUUAUCGACUUUUCUCUGGACGCGGCAAACACAAUCUCAAUGUCCCCCGCUUCGUAG